Nycticebus coucang (slow loris) is the source of this 2238-nucleotide messenger RNA. RefSeq names its product septin-7-like. Gene Ontology annotation, cellular component: septin complex; septin ring; microtubule cytoskeleton. Bases 204 to 1352 code for a protein of 382 amino acids. The transcript has a single exon. Gene Ontology annotation, biological process: cytoskeleton-dependent cytokinesis; cilium assembly. Gene Ontology annotation, molecular function: GTPase activity; molecular adaptor activity; GTP binding. NCBI's taxonomy places the organism in Eukaryota, Metazoa, Chordata, Mammalia, Primates, Lorisidae. The record is from RefSeq and is a predicted model, not a curated record.
GCCGGGCGGCUACGUCGGGAAUCGGCGUAGGCGGCUUUGGAGAAUCGGCGGGCUGCACCGCGCCGGGGCUGGUCGCCGGGGGGAGGGGAUGUCGGUCAGUGCGAGAUCCGCUGCUGCUGAGGAGAGGAGCGUCAACAGCAGCACCAUGUCAGACCUGUGGCUGUCUAACCCUGAACUGUUCAGUAUGGUAGUUACGCGCAUAUAUGGCAGUAGCUCAACAGAAGAACCUUGAAGGCUAUGUGGGAUUUGCCAAUCUCCCAAAUCAAGUAUACAGAAAAUCAGUGAAGAGGGGGUUUGAAUUCACGCUUAUGGUAGUAGGUGAACCUGGAUUGGGAAAGUCGACGUUAAUCAACUCAUUAUUCCUCACAGAUUUGUAUUCUCCAGAGUAUCCUGGUCCUUCCCAUAGAAUUAAAAAGACUGUACAGGUGGAACAGUCCAAAGUUUUAAUCAAAGAAGGUGGUGUUCAGUUGCUGCUCACAAUAGUUGAUACCCCAGGAUUUGGAGAUGCCGUGGAUAAUAGUAAUUGCUGGCAGCCUGUUAUCGACUACAUCGAUAGUAAAUUUGAGGACUGCCUAAAUGCAGAAUCUCGAGUAAACAGACGUCAGAUGCCUGAUAGCAGGGUGCAGUGUUGUUUAUACUUCAUAGCUCCUUCUGGACAUGGACUUAAACCAUUGGAUAUUGAGUUUAUGAAGCGUUUGCAUGAAAAAGUGAAUAUCAUUCCACUUAUUGCCAAAGCAGACACGCUCACAGCAGAGGAAUGCCAACAGUUUAAAAAACAGAUAAUGAAAGAAAUCCAGGAACAUAAAAUUAAAAUAUAUGAAUUUCCAGAAACAGAUGAUGAAGAAGAAAAUAAGCUUGUUAAAAAGAUAAAGGACCGUUUACCUCUUGCAGUGGUAGGUAGUAAUACUAUCAUUGAAGUUAAUGGCAGAAGGGUCAGAGGACGGCAGUAUCCUUGGGGUAUUGCUGAAGUUGAAAAUGGUGAACAUUGUGAUUUCACAAUUCUAAAAAAUAUGUUGAUAAGAACACAUAUGCAGGAUUUGAAAGAUGUUACUAAUAAUGUACACUAUGAGAACUGCAGAAGCAGAAAACUGGCAGCUGUGACUUAUAAUGGAGUUGAUAAAACAAGACUUACCAAGAGCCCUCUGGCACAAAUGGAAGAAGAAAGAAGGGAACAUGUAGCUAAGAUGAAGAAAAUGGAAAUGGAGAUGGAGCAGGUGUUUGACAUGAAGGUCAAAGAAAAAGUUCAGAAACUGAAGGACUCUGAAGCUGAGCUCCAGCGGCGCCAUGAGCAAAUGAAAAAGAAUUUGGAAGCACAGCACAAAGAAUUAGAGGAAAAAACGUCGUCAGUUUGAGGAUGAGAAAGCAAACUGGGAAGCUCAGCAACGUAUUUUAGAACAACAGAACUCUUCAAGAACCUUGGAAAAGAACAAGAAGAAAGGGAAGAUCUUUUAAACUCUCUAUUGACCACCAGUUAACAUAUUAGUUGCCAAUAUGCCAGCUUGGACAUCAGUGUUUGUUGGAUCCGUUUGACCAAUUUGCACCAGUUUUAUCCAUAAUGAUGGAUUUAACAGCGUGACAAAAAUUAUUUUUUUGUUGUUGUUCUUGAUGGAGAUUAAGAUGCCUUGAAUUGUCUAGGGUGUUGUGUACUUAGAAAGUAACAGCUCUAAGUACCUUUCCUACAUAUUCUUUUCCUUUUUUUAUUAAACAGAUAUCUUCAAUUUAAUGCAAGAGAACAUUUUACUGUUGUACAAUCAUGUUCUGGUGGUUUGAUUGUUUACAGGAUAUUCCAAAAUAAAAGGACUCUGGAAGGUUUUCGUUGAGGAUAAAUUGCCAUAAUAUGAUGCAAACUAUGCUUCUCUAUGAUAAUUAUAAUACAAAGGUUCCAUUCAGUGCAGCAUAUACAAUAAUGUAAUUUAGUCUAACACAGUUGACCCUAUUUUUGACACUUCCAUUGUUUAAAAAUACACAUGGAAAAAAAACCCUAUAUGCUUACAGUGCACCUAGAGCUUUUUUAUAACAACCAUUUUUUGUUUGUUUGUUUGUUGUUUGUUUGUUUUUGGAUACUUUAAAUAUAUAUUAUUCUCAUUUAGUGCCCUCUUUAGCCAGAAUCUCAUUACUGCUUCAUUUUUUUGUAAUAACAUUUAAUUUAGAUAUUUUCCAUAUAUUGGCCCUGCUAAAAUAGAAUAUAGCAUCUUUCAUAUGGUAGGAACCAACAAGGAAACUUUUCUUUAACUCCCU